Loa loa (African eye worm) is the source of this 567-nucleotide messenger RNA. RefSeq lists its product as hypothetical. NCBI's taxonomy places the organism in Eukaryota, Metazoa, Nematoda, Chromadorea, Rhabditida, Onchocercidae. The record is from RefSeq and is a predicted model, not a curated record. The coding region runs from base 1 to 567 and encodes 188 amino acids. The transcript has 5 exons.
AUGACUAUUUCCUGUGCCAGGCGAAGUUACGGUGAAAAAUUACAGUUGUAUAAUGUGAGCAAAUCGCACAGUUGGAAGACGAAGGAGGCUAAUGCUGAUCCAUCGUGGGGCUCUUGUUUUCAGAGUUCUUUAUUCUUCUGCGAAACGUAUGUCGUCCUCUUGAUCACUUUCACAUUAUAUGGGAGGAAAACAGUCCCAUUGGUUGUUGCUAAUGCGGUUACACUGGCGGAGAACAUGAACAUAUCCUCCAUCGCCUCAUUUCAUAGUGGUAGAGUUUUGCAGUCAAAUGGAUAUCUGACUGCAAAGCAAAAAUGCCAGUUAACUAGCUUCACCUCAACUUUGAUGAAUCCCAAAAUUCCAAUUCUGGGAAACUCUGACCUAACUAUUAUCCGAACUUCGAGUAUAUUUGGACAGAAACUUGCUUCUGUAUCGAACGAACAUUCCCGCAUUGAGAAAACUCAGACUAAAUCAAGAAAUAUAUUCUGCAAAGUUCAAAGUGUAAUUGCGAUUCUUUUCGGCCCGAAGAAUGGUUUGAAUAAAAAGGAAGCACAACAAACUGACCAUUAG